Molecule: messenger RNA, 1243 nt
Organism: Lathyrus oleraceus (garden pea)
Lineage: Eukaryota; Viridiplantae; Streptophyta; Magnoliopsida; Fabales; Fabaceae
Product: two-component response regulator ORR9
Exons: 5
Coding region: 222-1046 (274 amino acids)
Biological process (GO): cytokinin-activated signaling pathway; phosphorelay signal transduction system
Source: RefSeq, a predicted model, not a curated record
GAAUUUCAACACUCUUUCCAUCAGCAUGAUGAAAAAGAUAUUGAGUUUUUGUUAGUAAUCAAAUAAAAUCCAAUUGAAAGGGGAAUGAGAGAGAAAGAGGAAGUGGUUGUACCAACGCGGUGGAGAGAAUCUAGGGACAAGAUCUUGUCACAAUAAUGAAAUGAAUUUUCACAAAAACAACCACACAUCCAUUACACUGUUCCAUCACAGUUUUUUCUCUCAUGCACCCACUUAUACUAUUCAAAAGCUACUACCAGAUUAUUACAUUCCACCUCUCUCUUUCUCUCUCUCUCCCAAUAUAUAUACAUACUUCAAUUAAGAGUAUUCUUAAUUAUAAGAUUGAUAUGGAGGUUCUGGAUAGCAGAAAACUACAGUUACAACAACCACACAACUUGAAGGAAGAGCAACAUUUUCAUGUCUUGGCGGUAGAUGAUAGUGUGAUUGAUAGGAAGCUUCUAGAGAGACUCCUCAGAGAUUCUUCAUGCAAAGUUACAUGUGUGGAUUCUGGAGACAAGGCUUUGAAAUAUCUUGGACUCAAUAUUGAUGAUGUUGAUACAAAUGAUUCUUCUUCCACUGAGGCGAUAUUGGAAUCAUCUUCUCCUCCUCCUCCUCUACCAUUGCAGCUUCAAGAGGGAAUUGGCAAAGUGAAUUUGAUCAUGACAGAUUAUUGCAUGCCUGGGAUGAGUGGCUAUGAUUUACUUAAAAGAGUCAAGGGAUCUUCUUGGAAAGAUGUUCCAGUUGUGAUCAUGUCUUCAGAAAAUGUACCUUCCAGAAUUACCAUGUGCUUGGAAGAAGGUGCAGAAGAGUUUCUGUUGAAGCCUCUUCAGAUAUCAGAUUUGCAGAAGCUUCAGCCUUAUUUUCCUAAAUCUCUUGAUAAUUCUUCGGAUGAACAAGAAUCUACUAACAGUACUUCUAUAGAUUCUUCUGACAAUGAAGAUGUGAUCAACAAUAAUAACAGUAAUGGGAUUAGCAAAAGGAAGGCCAUGUCUCCUGAGCCUCCGGAGAGAUCAAAGCCAAAAAUGAAAGGGUUAACGGUGGUGGUGUAAAGAGAAAACAGUACAAAAUAAGAGUUGAUGAUGAUGUUGUUGUUGCAUAUUAUUUAGUUUAUGGUUAUGGUUAUAAUUUUGGUUUUCUAUUAAACUGAAAGAGCUUAAUGAAUUCGCUGUGCGAGCUACUAGUAGUGCUAUUCAAUGUUACAAGUUGCAACUACCGUUACUUAAAUCCACGCACAAAUGUUGAAUGA